This is a messenger RNA of Botrytis cinerea B05.10, 1758 nucleotides long. RefSeq lists its product as hypothetical. Gene Ontology annotation, molecular function: chitin binding; hydrolase activity, acting on carbon-nitrogen (but not peptide) bonds. NCBI's taxonomy places the organism in Eukaryota, Fungi, Ascomycota, Leotiomycetes, Helotiales, Sclerotiniaceae. Gene Ontology annotation, biological process: carbohydrate metabolic process. Bases 196 to 1593 code for a protein of 465 amino acids. The record is from RefSeq and is a predicted model, not a curated record. The transcript has 4 exons.
GGGAAUUAUCUGUUUUAAUCUUUUUUUUUUCGUUUCUAUUAUCAAUUUUCCAUUGGUUGAUUGUCACUCUCGUUGAAACUAGAUCUAUACAUUCGUUUUUCUCUCUUUUUUCCCCAUUUUUGUAUUACCUAUCUAUAAUUUUUGAAGGAUUCAAAAGAAGGGCACACCAAACUAUUCCUCAAACGCAAACUCCAGAUGCAUCCCCUUCAAAUCACUUUGGUCGUUCUCCUAGGCCUCAUAUCCACCACCUCAGCCCGUUUCGCCAAAUUUCCUACCUUCCCCCGAGCAAUAUCCCCAAACAACACCUGUGGAUUCAAUGGUACUGCAGGAGGAGGAGCAGAUGGCUAUACUUGCCCCUCAAGCCUUCCCUGUUGUUCCUCCAACGGAUUCUGUGGUAAAACAGACGCUUAUUGUCUAAGUAGCAAUGGCUGUCAAUCCCAAUUUGGAAAUUGUACAAGUCCAGUUGCUGUGGCCGGAAGCAAAGUAGUUGUGAGUCCGGAUGAGACAUGUGGGAUAAUUGGGGCGGGGACUCAGGGAUAUAGCUGCCCAAAUGGAGAAUGUUGUUCUAAUAAUGGAUGGUGCGGAACCACAUCGGAUUAUUGUUCUGCUACUUCAGGUUGUCAAUCGGCGUUUGGAAUAUGUAACAAUGCCACAAACACCACUACACCAGGAAGCAAAGCAGGUACCAGCACAGAUAAUCGCUGUGGACCAGGUGUCGGUACUUGUGCAUCAGACGAAUGUUGUUCUCUUGCUGGCUACUGUGGUACUACCGAAGAAUACUGUACCGCACCCGACUGCCAAUUCAACUACGGACCCGCCUGCGACGCCAACGCCAUCCCUACCGGCGCAAACACCUCUACCAUUGCCCGCCCAGCCGUAGGAUCCGUUCUCUAUGGCAGCGACGGUAUUUACGACUGUGCCACGCCCGGUGACAUGGCUCUCACCUUCGACGACGGUCCUUACAUCUACACCUCCCACAUUCUCGAUCUCCUAGCCCAAUACAACGCCUCUGCAACCUUCUUUAUCACCGGCAACAACAACGGCAAAGGUCACAUCGACAACACUUCGCUCGAAUGGCCCGCACUCAUCAAGCGCAUGUACGAUAAUGGACAUCAAGUCGCAUCGCACACAUGGAGCCACCCCGAUCUCUGCAACAUCACCAGCGCCCAGCGCAAAAACGAAAUGUGGAAGAACGAGAUGGCAUUGAGAAAUGUAAUCGGAGUCAUCCCGACAUACAUGAGACCGCCAUAUUCAAGCUGCACCGCCGAAUGCGGCUGCGAAGCCGACAUGCAAGAAUUAGGAUACCACGUUACCUAUUUCUCCCUCGAUACACAAGACUACCUCAACGACUCCCCAACUCUAAUUCACAACGCGCAAACCAUCUUCUCCAACACCCUCAACGCCUCCAAUCCGCGCACCGAUCAUCCUCUCGUCAUCUCCCACGAUAUCCACAAUCAGACGUCGCAGGUGCUUGUUGAAUAUAUGUUGAAGACGGCUGUGGCGAAGGGGUAUAGACCCGUGACUGUGGGCACGUGUUUGGGUGAUGAGAAGGCUAAUUGGUAUCGUACGGAUACAGCGACGACUUUGGGGUAGGAGGAUAGAUGGUAUGGCAUGGGAUGGCAUGCAAAAAGCAAGCGAUGGAAGAGCAGGAAUAGAUUGUUUAUCUUGUAAUGAUGUGAUUUAGGUGUGGGAUUUUGGAUAUAAGUGGAUAGGUUGUGGCAGAACGGGUUUUAAUCAUAAUGAUAUUUGUUUAUUGCA